This is a messenger RNA of Caenorhabditis sp. 36 PRJEB53466, 6908 nucleotides long. The record is from the annotation of a GenBank genome assembly. Lineage: Eukaryota; Metazoa; Nematoda; Chromadorea; Rhabditida; Rhabditidae.
AUGGCUCCAAAAAAGGCGCCCCCGCCGCCUGCCUCCGACGAAUCCUCGUCCGAAUCGGAUUACGACGAUUUGAAGCCGAAAAAGCCGUCAAAAAAAUCAAAAACGACAAAGGAUGAGCCGAGAAAAGAGCAGAAAACGCGUGACCAAGUACUGGAGGCGAGUAUUGAUUUUUUGGGCGAAUUUUAAAAUUUCCCACCGAAAGUUGGCUCAAAAAAUCUACAAAAUCAGGGGGGAAAUAGUGAAAACAGAAAAAAGUCCAAGUUUUGCAGGAGGCCGCCGCCGCAGUUUACGACCAAAACGAUUCGUACGUCGACGACCCGAGUGUGGACCUUUUUUCCAUUGUAAUAAAUUGUUUUUUGUGUUCAUCUUCCUGGUUUUGACGCCUAAAACGUUUGCAGAAACUGCCGGCACGUCCCGAAUUUCUGACGAAGCCGAAUCGCGAGAAUCGGCUCAUGAUUUCCGAUGUGGAGGUCGAGAACUUCAAGAGUUAUCACGGAAAAGCCAACAUCGGACCGUUUCACAAGGUUUGCGAUGGCAAAUUUUUUUUUUAAAACAGCAAAGAAAAAAUGAAAAAUUCCCUGAAAACAGUCUAAUUCUAUUCGAAAAUACUUCCAAAAAAAUUCUUUUUUUUUUGCAGAGUUUCACGUCGAUCAUCGGUCCGAACGGUUCGGGAAAAUCCAAUCUGAUCGACUCGUUGCUGUUCGUUUUCGGCUUUCGCGCCUCGAAAAUCCGUUCGACCAAAGUGUCGAAUUUGAUUCACAAAUCAAAAGGCCGCGAUCCGACGUCGUGCACAGUCACCAUCCAUUUUCAGCGAAUUGUCGAUAUUGUGAGAUUUUUUGACAUUUCUGGAUUAUUUAGUGAGAAUUCGAAUGUUUGCAGAACGAAACGUCAUUCAGCAUUAUCGAAAAGUCGAAUUUUUCAAUUUCCCGUACCGCGUAUCGCAACAACUCCAGCUCGUACGCCAUCAACGGAAGGGUUUGUCUUUCUUCCCAAAUAUCUGAAAAUUUGAGCUCUUUUCCAGGUCGCCUCAAAAAAUGAAGUCGAAGCGAAAUUGCGUUCUGUUGACAUUGACAUCGAACACAAUCGAUUCUUGAUUCUUCAGGUAACUGAAGCAAAUUCUCCCUAUUUUCUCCACGUUUUUCUCUCUUUUUCAGGGCGAAGUGGAGCAAAUUGCGAUGAUGAAGCCGGUGAAGCAGUCGCGAACAGAGACGGGAAUGGUCGAGUACCUCGAGGAUAUUAUCGGAUCAAAUCGUCUCGAGAAGUACGUGAAAAUGUUCCAGAAGCGAGCGAAUCGGCUGCUCGUUGAGCAAUCACAGCAGCGAAUAGUGCGGGAGCACGCGCGGAGCAGCAAAGUUGGCAUGGAGAAGCAGGUGCGCACGGCCGUCGAGUUUCUGAGCAAGGAGAACGAGGCGACCGCGUUCGAGAUGAAGUUGGAGCAACGACGCAGGUUAGCAUUAAUUUGUAUAAAAGACACCUAUAAAAUUGUCAUUUUAAGACUGAAAUUCAUGGAUAAGCUAGCUCCGAUGGAGGCGGAAAUUGCGGAAAAAGAGGCGCAAAUGAAAGAAAUUGCUGUAAAGCUGGAGGCGAACAGAGAAGAGUACAAAGAGGCAGAGGAGCUGGACCAAAAGUUAAGUAAAGAGAGAGCGGUGCUGGAUAGGGAAAUCGACAAAUUGACGAGAGAGAUGACGGAUUUAACGGCCGAAGAAAAGCGCCGAAAGGACACUUUGAAGCGCUACGAGGCGGAUAUUCGAAAAAAUGAGUUGGAAAAGGAGAAAGAGGAGAAAAGACGAGCGCUUUUGGAGGCGGCGCCCGCGAAAGCCGAGAAAAAGAUUGAGAAAUUGAGUGCCGAGGUGGAGGUGCUCAUGAGAACCGAACAGGCGGCCCAGGAGAUCGCCGACCGAAAUCUGCCGGAAUUCGGCGAGAAAACGAAAGAAUUCGAGGGCGAGCGCGACGAAAUUCAACAAGAAUGGGCGCGCCUGAACACGGAAUUCAACAAAAUACGGGCGGAGCAUCAGGUCGCGCGCGACGAGUUGGAGGACAUGCGAAAGUUGGCGAAUUCGGGCACGAAGAAACUCGACGAGCUGCGCGCACGACUGCAGACGGCCGAGGAGCGGAUCGAGCGGGAACGGGCCGAGCUGGAGGAGAUUGAGCCCAAGUACGAGGAGGCGGUGCAACGGAUGAAGUUUACCGAACAGAUGUUGCCGCAAUUGAAGGCCGAGUCCAGACAGAAGCAGCACGAGGUUUCAUUUUUUUGCAGACAUUUUAGACUUUCAACAUUCCCAAUCGUUCAGAUGGCUCGAAUGCGUGAUCGUCUGGACGAGCUCCAACAUCAGAACAAUUCGUGUGCGUCGGGAUCGCAAACGAUUCAAGCACUGAAUAAAAUGAAGGCCGAGGGCAAGAUUCCGACGUUCUACGGCCGACUCGGCGAUUUGGGCGUCGUGGAUCCAAAGUACGACGGCGCCAUUUCGACCAAUUUCGGCGCGCGGCUCAACUAUCUCAUCACGAGGACCGAAAAGGACGCCGCCGCUAUCAUUAGCUUCUUGACUGAGGUUUGCGCGCAUUUUUCGAAGAUUAUAGGAGAAGCCGGGAAUUUUAGCGCUAAUUUUGCUGUUUUUCACAAAAAAAAACGAUUACUGAAGCCCAAUACAUUUUGUCGGAAUUGGAGCGAAAGUAGCGCUAAAAUAAAGAUUUGUCAGCCGUAUCGGCGACUUUGCGAACCGGAGGGGCGGAUGUUGGAUUUUUAAUUGAAAAGUUCAACAAAAACAAAUGGAUUGCAGAAACAAAUGCCGCGUCACACGGUGCAACCUAUCGAAAAGAUCAUAUACGACGCGCGUUCGCUGGUGCCAGUGGCGCCGAACACGUUCCCAGGACCACGGGCGAUCGACCUAAUCGAGUGCGACGACGAGCUGCGGCCGGCGUUCUGGGACAUGCUCGGCACGACGAUCGUGGCCGAGACCGUGCCGGAAGCCCUGAGGUUCAACAAACAUCCGGCGUGUCGCCACUCGCGCAUCAUCACUCUGGAGGGCUCGCUCGUCGCGCCGAAUGGAAACGUGACGGGCGGCGGACGGACGCAUCGCGGCGCCAUCCUCACCGACCGGAACAAGAAGCCGAAGCAAGUGAGCGACCGGGACCGCAUUGCCGAACGACAGCUCCGCGAGAGGCUCGAGGUGACCACUAUGGAGGCGAGGGGCCUUCGCGAUAGGGAGAUGCAGGUUUGUCGACUAGAAAAAUCCUGAAAAUAUUGAGAGAAGUGUAGGAUUUUUCGAAUAAAAACAAUUCGACACGUUUCGACAUAAAUCGUUUAUUAUAGACGGACAAGGACAAUUUCGACUCUCGUCGCUUAGUAGCCGACCUCGGAAACCGUAUGCAACUGCUGAAAUCGUCGGUGCAAUCGGAGGAAUCGUCAAUUUCGACGCUCAAAAAGACGAUUCAGGCGCAGGAGAAGGAAGCGGAAAAGGAGAAGGUGGAUGCGAACGAAUUGGACGCAAAACAGAAGCUCGUCGACGAGCUGGAACAGAGUAAGUGGGCGUUAAAAACAGAAACACCCUACUUUGACCAUUUUGCAAUAUUCCGAUCAAGCCCAAACUUUGCAGGCUUCUCGGACUUGGAUUGAAGUAUCUUGGGCCCAAUAUUCAGACCGAUCGGAUCAUCCGGUCCCGAAAUAUUUUGAGACCGAAAAGACCUGGUUUUUGCGAAACUUACGGCCUUUUUGAUCUCUGAUCUACAAAUCUCGAGACCGGAUGAUCGAACUGAAACUUGGACCCAAUAUACUUCAGACCAAGUCUAAAGUAUUGCAAGUGGGCCAAAAGUCCAGGCCUUAAAAAGCCUUAGAAAAGCCUGGACCUGAGUAAAAUUAGCAAAAACAAAUUUCUUCAGAGCGCAACAAGCUGGGCGAGAAGAACGAGCGAGCAAAGUCGCGUCAGGACGAGAUGCAGAGUAAACUGGACGAUUUGUUCCGCGAGAUGGUGCAACGGCACAAGGACGAGGCGAAGGAGGCGCAACAGAAGCGCAUAAAUAUGGAAAAGGAGAUGGCGAAGGAGAGGGGCUCGAUCGCCAAUUCCGACCAGAACAUUGCCAAGUGCGACGCGAAUCUGGCGAGAUUCGAGAAGGAAAUUGCGAAAAAGCAGAAAAUGUGCGACGAGUUGGCCGAAAAAGCGGUCGACGAGGAGGCAGUGGCCGAGAAACGCGCGAAAAUCGAGGAGAAGGAGGCGAAACGGACGGAAAUGGAGAAGGAAUAUGCGGAAGUGGCCAAGAGACAGUCGGAACUGACGGGCGCCGAGACAAAGUUCGAGGCGGAGCACAAGAAAGCGGGCGAGCACAUCGAGGAAGUGCGCGGCAAAAUGCACGGAUUCGAUGUGCGAUGCAAGGAGAUUCACAAAAAGGUCAGCGCGUUUUUGAAGUUUGUUGCCCUUUUUCAAAAAGAUUUUCGAUGAGUAACACUUCUUACAACUAAAAACCGUAAUUUCAGUUGCGCUCGAUGACGAUCAACCGCAUUCCGGUCUUUCAAUUUCUGACCAAGUCGGAGCGUCCGGAAGAAAUGGAAAUGCAGUUGGAGGAGCAGGAGAUGCCGGCGGCCGGCAACGAGAAUCUCAGUCCGGAGGAGGCGGAGAAACAGAAGAAGCACAUGGCGGCGGUGCUUUCGGACGCCGCAUACGCGAUGGAGUUUGAGAUCCGGCAGCGAGUGCUUCAGAACACGGAAAUGGUCGAAAACAUUGACGGAGACAAACAGAUGCACGUCGAGUUGCUGCCCGACGAGGAGGUACUCCUUUGUUGCAGGAAACUCAAAGUUUGAGAGGAUUUUGCUUCUUUCUGGCACUCUCGAAUUUCUUUAUUUACUGGAAUAUCAACGAGAGAAUUGCAGAUCCGCGCGUUGACGGACCGUGACGUCGAGGACCUCAAAUUCAAGUUGGCGACGGCGCAGGAGCAGUUGGACGUGCUGAAACAGAAGGUGGACGUCUCGUCGAUCGAUGCGUACAUCUCGAAAGUGAAGGUUUUCAACGAGGAAACUGUCAAAUUGGCGAUGAUCACUAACGAUUACCGCAAACAUCAUCUCGAGUUGCAACGCAUCAAAAAGAUGCGAUUGGAAGAGUUCCAUGUGCGUUUCUUCUAGAUUUUUACCAAGUUUUCAAUCUAAUAGAAGACACGCUUUUUGAAUUUGCAGUCGGCGUUCGAGUUCAUCGGCAAACAUCUGGUGGCCGUCUACAAAAUGCUCACCGACGGAGGAGACGCCAAACUCGAAUACAUUGACAAGGACGAUCCGUUUACGCAGGGAAUCAGCUUCAUGUUCGUACAUUUUUUCGGAAAUUUCGCCAUUGGAAGUCCUUUUAGAAAGAGCUUUGAAAAUCAGGGUGGUACGAUGGACUAUGUAACGCCAAAGAUUUUCUCGAGAUUCUUCAAACAAAUGUUUGCAGGGUUCGACCGGCGAAAAAGGCGUGGAAGCAGAUUCAGUACCUUUCAGGCGGUGAGAAAACGCUCUCCUCGCUGGCGCUCAUUUUCGCUCUUCACAUGUUCAGGUAUAUAUUUUUCACUGAUUUGUUUGACUAAAUAGACAUCAAUUUAUCAAUAAAACAUGUGUCAACCUGAAAUUUUUCAAUUUGCAGACCGACACCGUUCUACGUGAUGGACGAAAUCGACGCGGCGCUCGACUACCGCAACGUGUCGAUCAUUGCGCAGUACGUGAAGCAAAAGACGGAAAACGCGCAGUUUAUCAUCAUUUCGCUGCGAAACAACAUGUUCGAACUGGCGAAUCGGCUUGUCGGCAUCUACAAAGUGGACGGAUGCACGCACAACGUGGCCAUCGAUCCGUUGGCGGUCGCCGAGCACGCAAAGACCAUCUCCAUCAGUUUGGGACAGGUAACGCUCGCUUUGCAGAAUUUUUCAGAAGCCUUUUCCCGAAAAGUCAGAGAGUUGUCUAAAAAUCGCUAAAAAUUUGCAGGAAGCGUACACGAUGCCGGACGAGGUGACGACGCGGUUCCGCGAGUCGCAAAACCGUCAGAACAAGGAGAUGACGGCGCAGGAGAAGCAGUAUCCGAACUUCCCGUCCUCGUCGGAAAUCACGAAAGCGGAGAAGAUUGUGAGCGUGGAGGGACGCGUCCGCAAACAGCUGAACGACAAUAACACGAUCGCCGGAGCUUCUUCUUCUUAUUCCCAUUCCCGUCCCGUUUCGAAGGCCACCACGGCCCGUGGAGACAGCGAACGGCCCGGAACUUCUAACACCAACCGACCAGAGUCUCGCGCCAAUCGUACGUUUUUUGCAGGCGUUUUUUUUUCUGGGAAUUCUCUGGAUAAACAGUUGUUAUUAUAGAAAUGCGAAUUCCGGCUCCACGACUCGUGCCAAGGGCUAUCAGUGAUCCGACCGCCGCCACGUCACCUAGAACCGGAAGACGGACGCCGAGAAAAGAGAGAAAUGUCGAGGACGACGAUGUAAACGAUUUUCCAAUUUUUGGAAGGCUCCCUCGUUUUCUCAACUCGAUGUUUCGCAACCGGGCAUUUUGCAACUCACGUUUCGCAAUCGUCCCGGCUCAGCAUGGUUCUGACAUCCCAGUCUGGCCCGUAAAGUGACCAGCGAUUUGAGCCUGUCUGCAUUCUUCGUUUCAUGAAUUUCGCAUGAAAUAUCCGCAACACGCUGGUUGCGGAGUUGCGAAACGCAGCAGUUGCAAAACGAUAAUUUUCGAAACAUCACGUUGCGAAACGUAAGAGUUGCGAAAACGAAGGAAGUCUUUUUGAAAAUAAACAAAUGUGAUGUUACUUUAGCUCAACAAUGUUCACAUUCUGUUCAAAAUUUGCAGACAACUCCGCCGGCGAAACGCUCGAAUUCGACGUCUCAAAAUCGAAAAUCGCCGCGAAGUGCGAAGAAAACGGCGCAGAAAAAGCGGAAACCGACCGAUUCCGAAGAGGAUUCCGACUGA